AUGAGAAACGUAUGCCAACGAUUCAAUGAGAUCGUAGACAGUUAUCCUCGAUACCAGACACUCACUUCAUUGGAUCUCUCAUACAGUCAAAUCGAAGAUGUUGGAGCAGAACAUUUAGCUAAUGUAUUACAAUACAAUACGACACUCACCACACUAUGCCUCUGGAAUAAUAAAAUCGGAGAUGCUGGAGCAGAACAUUUGGCUGGUGCAUUAAAAUACAACACAACAUUAACUACACUCGAUUUUAAGGAAAAUGAAAUCGGAGAUGCUGGAGCAGAAUAUUUGGCUGAUGCAUUACAACAUAACACAACAUUCACUGUACUAGAUCUUGAAUAUAAUCAAAUCGGUGAUGUUGGAGCACAACAUUUAGCAAAUGCAUUACAACAAAACACAACUCUCACUUCAUUGAAUCUCACAUAUAAUCGAUUGGGACAUGUUGGAUCAGAACAUUUGGCUGGUGCAUUAAAACAUAACAAAACACUCACUAUGCUUUAUCUGAAAAAUAAUGAAAUCGAAGAUGCUGGAGUAGAAUAUUUGGCUGAUGCAUUACAGCACAAUAGAACACUUACCACUCUAGAUCUUGAGGAAAAUGAAAUCGGAGAUGUUGGAGCACAACAUUUAGCUAAUGCAUUACGACACAAUAAAAGGCUUACAACACUAAAUCUCUCAAUUAACCAAAUCGGAGAUGUUGGAGCACAACAUCUCGCUGAUGCAUUACAAUACAACCCAGUAAUUUUCAUUCUCUCUUAA
Adineta steineri is the source of this 750-nucleotide messenger RNA. The record is from the annotation of a GenBank genome assembly. Lineage: Eukaryota; Metazoa; Rotifera; Eurotatoria; Adinetida; Adinetidae.